GUCUUGCUUGAUGCAUUCUCAGAGACAUUGAGUUACUGACCAGAAAUAGAGGCCCAGGAUUCUCUAGCUCUGUCUACAGAAGAAUGAAGCCACUACUUGGGACCCUUUACCUUUUGGGGAUGCUGGUUCCUAGGGGGCUGGGAUAUGAUAGAUCCUUAGCACAACACAGGAAUCAGGUUGUGGACAAGACAGGGAGUCUGUGGAAGAACCUGGAGACCUAUUCCUACAACAAGUACCACCCCAUGGAGGAGAUCUAUCUGUGGAUGAGCCAGAUCAGUGAGAAGCAUGCAGAAGUGGUGACACAGCAUCUCCUGGGAAUGACAUUUGAGAACAGGCCCAUGUAUUACCUGAAGAUCAGCCAACCAUCUGAUAACCCCAAGAAGAUCAUUUGGAUGGACUGUGGAAUUCAUGCCAGAGAAUGGAUUGCCCCUGCUUUUUGUCAGUGGUUUGUGAAAGAAAUUCUGCAAAACUAUAAAGAUAAUCCAAGAAUAAACAGGUUCCUUAGGAAUCUGGACUUCUAUGUGCUUCCAGUUCUUAACAUAGAUGGCUACAUCUACUCGUGGACAACUGAUCGUCUUUGGAGGAAAUCCCGUUCAUCCCACAAUAAUGGCACAUGUUUUGGAUCGGAUCUCAAUCGAAAUUUCAAUGUGUCCUGGUGUAGUAUUGGUGCUUCCAAAAACUGCCAAGAUUUAACAUUCUGUGGGACAGAACCAGUGUCUGAACCAGAGACUAAAGCUGUCUCUGGCUUUGUAGAAAGCAAGAAGGAAGACAUUUUGUGCUUCUUGACCAUCCACUCUUACGGGCAGCUCAUCCUCACUCCGUAUGGCUACACCAAAAAUAAACCAAGUAACCACGAAGAACUGAUUCGAGUUGGACAGAAGGCAGCCAAUGCAUUGAAAGCAAAGCAUGGAACCAAUUAUAGAGUUGGAUCGAGUGCAGAUAUUUUAUAUCCCACAUCAGGGUCUUCAAGAGACUGGGCUCGAGACAUCGGGAUCCCCUUCUCAUACACAUUUGAGCUGAGGGACAAUGGUACCGAGGGGUUUCUUCUGCAUGAAACUCAGAUCCAGCCCACCUGUGAGGAGGCCAUGGAGGCUGUGCUCUCAAUCCUGGAUGAUGUGUAUGCAAAAUACUGGCUCUCCAACACUGCUACAAAGGUGACAUCUACCACUGUGUUGCUGAACCUGCUGUGGCUUUUCACAUCUCUUCUCUAAGUGCGUCCUACUCAGGCCUGCUCAGCACCAGUG
Messenger RNA from Marmota flaviventris (yellow-bellied marmot), 1244 nucleotides. RefSeq names its product carboxypeptidase O (gene Cpo). Gene Ontology annotation, biological process: proteolysis. NCBI's taxonomy places the organism in Eukaryota, Metazoa, Chordata, Mammalia, Rodentia, Sciuridae. Gene Ontology annotation, molecular function: metallocarboxypeptidase activity; zinc ion binding. The record is from RefSeq and is a predicted model, not a curated record.